AGACUGACCGGAUUUUAGCGGCGCACACCGGAGGAAACGGCCGAUCCAACUAUCACCACCACACCUCUGACUCAACUAACUUUUUUUUUUCCACUCUUCACCUCAACACUAAGACCCGGAUCCGCUCACAGCUGAUCACAUCCGCAGGAAUAUCUUACUUGUGUUGAAGAGAGAAGACGCUGAGCUCAGCUGAGAGGAAAGCGCUGAUUGCUAAUUUCCUUUUUUUUUCCUUCUUUUUUUUUUGGGAAGGGGGGGAAUGAACGGUAACAUCGCCAUGUCUUGCGGUGAUGCGUCGGAUCAGAGUCGGCGGUUCUCUGUGUUGUCUUGGGAUCAGGUGCAGCGCUUGGACUCGAUCCUGGGGGAGGCUGUCCCCAUCCACGGCCGGGGAAACUUCCCCACUCUGUCUGUGCAACCCCGCCAGAUUGUGCAGGUGGUGCGUGCGAGGCUGGAGGAGAGAGGUGUGUGUGUUAAGGACGUGAGGCUGAACGGCUCGGCUGCCAGCCAUGUGCUCCACCAGGACACUGGACUGGGCUAUAAGGACCUGGACCUGAUCUUUGGUGUGUCACUGAAAGAUGAUCAGGCCUUCCGCCUGGUGAAGGACGUCGUGCUGGACUGCCUGUUUGACUUCUUGCCAGCCGGGGUCUCUAAGGAGCGCAUCUCGGCACUGACCCUCAAAGAGGCCUAUGUACAGAAACUAGUGAAAGUCUGUAAUGACACGGACCGCUGGAGCCUCAUCUCGCUGUCCAACAACACGGGCAAGAAUGUGGAGCUAAAAUUUGUGGACUCUUUACGGAGGCAGUUUGAAUUCAGUGUGGACUCCUUCCAGAUUUGUCUCGAUUCUCUUCUCUUAUUUGACCGCUGCUCAGAGACGCCCAUGUCUGAGAGCUUUCACCCCACUGUGAUCGGGGAGAGCGUCUACGGGGACUUCAAGGAGGCCAUUGACCACCUGUGUCAGAGGACCAUAGCUACACGCAGCCCAGAAGAAAUCAGAGGAGGCGGCUUAUUGAAGUACUGCCACCUCCGGGUUCGAGGGUUCAGGCCCUCUUCGGAGGCGGACAUGAAGCAGAUGCAGCGCUACAUGUGCUCACGCUUCUUCAUUGACUUCUCUGACAUAGGAGAGCAGCAGAGGAAAUUGGAGGCCUACCUGCAAAACCACUUUGCUGGGAUGGAGCACAAACGGUACGAGUGCCUGAUGACUCUGCACCAAGUGGUGAAUGAGAGCACCGUGUGUCUGAUGGGCCACGAGCGGCGCCAGACGCUCAGCCUCAUCUCCAUGCUGGCGCUGAAAGUGCUGGCUGAGCAGAACGCCAUCCCCACUGUAACAAAUGUCACGUGUUACUACCAGCCAGCUCCGUACGUGCAGGACAUCAACUUCAGUAAUUACUACAUUGCACACGUGCAGCCGCCGCAGGUUUCACCGUGCAGUAAUUCAUAUCAGACGUGGCUGCCCUGUAGCUGAAGCGGCUGUUAAGAGGGGCAGAGGUGGAUGCGUCUCCAUCGCUCUGUGUCUUUCAAAGGAAGUGGACUGAAAAUACAAAAAAAAAAGGAAAAAAGAAACUUAUGUUUGCCAAAUGUGACUUGACUUAAACAAUCCUGUACUGCUGUACAUCUGAUUGAGCCGACAUGUUAAUUUUUCUCAUGUGUUUUGUCUUGCAAAACAUCUGUAAGAUUGCUGGUCAUUUCUGAGAUGUAGCGAUAAUAUCUUGUUUAAGUAUUGAAGAAAAAAAAAAAGUCUAUAUGAAGCUUUAUAUAUGUCAAAAAUACAUUUUUGAAGAGACAAACUUUGAAGCUGGUGUUAUUUUCAUAAUUUUCGUAAUUUUUUUAAAAAUUACAUACCGGACCAAAGAUGUAUUUGUUGUUCAGAAAGGGAAUGUUGUUAUGAUUCCAAGUGCCUAAAAUGAACCAUGACAUGUUGAAAUGUUCUAAAAACAUCUGUAAAGUGAAAACCAUGCAUUCAGUGUUUUCUAGAUUACUCCGUCUCUCUUUUCAGGAACAGAAGCAUUCAUUUUUGUGAAAUUAAAAAAGGAAAAAAAAUACUGUUUUUUUUUUUGUAUUGUGGUUAUUUUAUUUUAACCAUGGCCUAUAAUGAUUGUUGACAUUUUAAUCUUCGGUUAUAAGAGCUGCACUUAGUUUAAACUGCUCAUUAUCUGAACGGCUCCAUUCACACAGUCAAGUUGUAUAUUCUCACAUGGCCAUUGUAAACAGCAGGUUUUCAUUGAACCCGGGACUAGCUUUGACUUUUGUCCUAUCUUGCUCUGGAUGCAUGGGAUGGGUGGGAGGCUGUUUGUCCUUUACCCGAUAAGCUGAUGACAACAAGGGGGCUCAUUUCCAGUAACCAGGCCCAAUUAAAUGCAUAUACUCUCGUCUGGAGUGAGUUGCAUUUGUUAAACUGAGGCUGGGGAUCCAUUUCAAUCUGAGGACAUGAACCAUAAGGAGGCUUUUCUAAAGCACAAUGGCUUCUCUCUCCUCAGUGAUACUAAAGCUUUUUAACAAAGGCUGUCCUGUUCUCCCACCCAUGUUACCAUUGGAAACCCUGCACUGUUUGCUUGACUGAUACCAUAUCCAUGUCAUUUAAGCAAAAUCAAAAAUCUUUACGGGCAUAGCUAGAAUGGUUAAGUCUGUCAAAAGACGGAGAUGGUGGAAAUGGCACAGCUCGUAUAGGUUAUGAACAGACCUUGGAUCUUCACAAGCCUUGGUAGCUGCAGUUAUUUAUAAUAUUUACAUCCACUGUGCAAACUGAGAACAAAAGGUUUAUUUUGCCACAUGUGCCUCAUACCCAUUCAUUCCUUCUCCACAUUAAACUCAAACUAAAUUUUGAAGUCAGCUGUUGAAAGACUGCAUUAGAAAUGUGGCAUUAUUAAAGAUUAUAUAUACACACUG
Dicentrarchus labrax (European seabass) is the source of this 2880-nucleotide messenger RNA. It is a transcript of the gene tent5ba, whose product is annotated as terminal nucleotidyltransferase 5ba. Gene Ontology annotation, molecular function: RNA binding; poly(A) RNA polymerase activity. Lineage: Eukaryota; Metazoa; Chordata; Actinopteri; Moronidae. The transcript has 2 exons. Gene Ontology annotation, biological process: mRNA stabilization. The record is from RefSeq and is a predicted model, not a curated record. The coding region runs from base 257 to 1459 and encodes 400 amino acids.